Rhea pennata is the source of this 1158-nucleotide messenger RNA. RefSeq names its product urotensin-2 receptor-like. Gene Ontology annotation, molecular function: urotensin II receptor activity. The coding region runs from base 16 to 1137 and encodes 373 amino acids. Gene Ontology annotation, biological process: regulation of blood pressure; blood vessel diameter maintenance; neuropeptide signaling pathway. The transcript has a single exon. The record is from RefSeq and is a predicted model, not a curated record. NCBI's taxonomy places the organism in Eukaryota, Metazoa, Chordata, Aves, Rheiformes, Rheidae. Gene Ontology annotation, cellular component: plasma membrane.
UCCCUGUGUCCAAAGAUGUCUUGUGACCCUUUCCUGCUAACCGCAAGGCCCGGAGAGGAUCUUGAUGGUGAUAACUUCUCAGAGGAGAGUAGUGGAAGGGGUGAUGGCAGCAGUGUCUUGGGAGGUGACAGCACAGUCACAGGGCCCCUGAGUGCAAUGCUGCUGGUCAUGUGCCUCACUGGGAUGGUGGGGAAUGUCUACACACUGGUGGUAGCUUCUGGAGGGAUUGCAGGCCGCUCAGCAGGCUCCUUAGGGGUCUACGUGAUCAACCUUGCACUGGCUGAUUUCCUGUACCUCUCCACCAUCCCCUUUGUGGUCUGUACCUACUUUGCUCAUGACUGGUUCUUUGGAGAUGUGGGUUGCAGGCUUUUGCUCAGCCUGGACCUCCUUACCAUGCAUGCCAGCAUCUUCCUUCUGACUGCUAUGAGCCUAGAGAGAUACUGGGCUGUGACCAGGCCACUGUGGGCCAGGCGGGUUGGAAAUGCUUACCGCAAGCUGGCCAGUGCCAUUCUCUGGCUGCUCUCGCUUCUGCUAACAGCCCCCAUGAUGGUGAUGAUCCAGCUACGGGACCAGGGCAGUCAUCACAAGCGGAUCUGCUUCCCCACCUGGACGCCAGCUGCCUUCAGGCUUUACCUCACAGUGCUGUUCACCACCAGCGUUCUGGUGCCUGGCCUGGUGCUGGGUGUCGUCUACGCCCGCCUUGCCCGGGCCUACCAGGCCUCUGCAUUGGGCCUGGGGCCACUGGCCACUGGCCGGGCUUCCUCCCAGAAGCUUUCCUCACGGAUCUUUGGCAUUAUUGCAGCCUACUGGGCCUGUUUCCUGCCCUUCUGGGCCUGGCAGCUGACGAGGCUGUACUGGGACGACGGCCUGGUUCUUGGCCCCACCAUCCAGGCCUACCUCAACUUUGGGGUCACGUGCUUGGCCUAUGGCAACAGCUGUGUCAACCCCUUCCUCUACACUCUGCUAACCAGGAACUACCGGCAGCCUCCCAGCCACAGCAGGAGGGAGCUGCCGGGGCCAGGGGCCCCCUCUCAGGGGCGGACGCAAGGCGUGGGAGGAGACAAUGGCUCCUCCCUGGUUUUCAGGGAGAUGUCUGGGUCUGCAGGGGAAAGUGGGGAGGGCCCAGAGUGUCAAUAAAUGCCCCGAAUGGGAGCUUCU